Messenger RNA from Trypanosoma rangeli, 1544 nucleotides. RefSeq names its product group II trans-sialidase superfamily. Gene Ontology annotation, cellular component: cytoplasm; intracellular membrane-bounded organelle; membrane. Gene Ontology annotation, molecular function: exo-alpha-sialidase activity. The annotation marks the transcript as partial. The transcript has a single exon. Lineage: Eukaryota; Euglenozoa; Kinetoplastea; Trypanosomatida; Trypanosomatidae. The record is from RefSeq and is a predicted model, not a curated record. Gene Ontology annotation, biological process: ganglioside catabolic process; oligosaccharide catabolic process.
AUGUCCCGGCACCCAUUUUUUUCUGCGGUGGUCCUUCUUGUUGUGCUGUUGAUAUGCUUUGGCAAUACGGCCGUGCACGCAGAGGAGGGAACUAAGCGAAAGGAAGCGCAAAUACCAAAUGUUGUCGACAUUUUUGUGCCUAAUCGAACGAUUGUGGAAACACAAGGCCAAAAUCAAAUGAGGGAUUCCUUUGCCUUCCCUUCCCUCGUUAGUGCUGGUGGAGUUUUGGUGGCGCUUGCCAGGGGUCACAGAAGCUUUAAAUACUCCACGGAGGAUCGUAUUUCGGUGGAUUAUGCUGAUGUUGUGGCGGGGUACAUUGACUCUACGGAGAGCUGGUCGUCUUUUGUCGAUGAGGUCAAUGCAAACAAAUGGAAAUCACACAGUAUUUUUCCCAUGUCUGUUCAAGUUGAGCAUAAGCCGCAUGUGAGGUGCGUGUUAAAACCCACAACGGUUGCAAAGGGCAGCAAAGUGUUUCUACUUGUGGGAGGCCAUUAUUUGAAAUUUGAUCCUUCAUCGAAGAGUUGGAUUGUGCUUUUACAGGGUCUUGAUUUGCUCGUGGGUGAGGCCACGCAAGAUAAAGUCAUCCAAUGGGGCAAACCCACCUCGAUUUUAUCACAGAUCGAACCAUCUGCUGAACAACGUGGCCUGGACCGGUUUGCCAGUGGUGGUGGCUCAGGCGUUGUGAUGGAGGAUGGCACGCUUGCGUUUCCUGUGACGGCGAGGGAUGCAUUAGCCGACGUUGUGUCCAUGAUCAUUUAUUCGAAGGACGACGGCAAAAAUUGGUUGCUUCCACAGGGGAUACUCCCCGUGGGGUGCACUGAACCCCUCAUCGUUGAGUGGGAGCGGGGGCAGCUUCUCAUGGUUGCCCAAUGCAAGUUUGGCCCCAAUGUGUUCGAGUCGAGGGACAUGGGGGAAACGUGGACGGAGGCUGGCUGGACACUUACGGGCGUGCAGCCCAGGUUUUCAUCAGACUUCUUGCAACUGGAUUGGAGUGUCACAUCUUUCACCACUGCGACCAUUGCUGGAAAGAAGGUCAUGCUGUACACUCAGAAAGGGGUUCCCCCUGGGGAGAGGGCGACAAAAGCGCUCUACCUUUGGGUUGCUGACAACAACCGCACGUUUCACGUUGGGCCCAUUUCCAUGGACACUAAAGAGAUGCUGCGGUCGACGUCUGCCAACACCCUGCUGCACUCUAACGAUGCAUUGCACCUUUUACAAGAGAGGGUCAGUACAACGACCACAAACCUGAUUUUUUCUUCCCUAACGAAGGAGCUGAAGACGAUUACGUCCGUCUUGGAGACUUGGGCAAAACUGGACUCCUUCCUCUCCAAUUCGUCAGUGCCCACGGCCGGUCUGGUUGGAUUCUUGUCGGAUGCAUCGGGUGAAGGAAGUUGGAACGACGCGUACCGUUGCGUGAAUGCAACUGUGACGAAUGCAAAGAAGGUCGAAGAUGGCUUUGAGUUCACGGGGUCCGAAUCAUACGCCAUGUGGCCCGUAAACAUGUGGAAGUAUCACUAUGUGCACGGCUUUGUGAAUCACGCGUU